Messenger RNA from Anneissia japonica, 1960 nucleotides. RefSeq lists its product as uncharacterized. The transcript is spliced from 9 exons. Lineage: Eukaryota; Metazoa; Echinodermata; Crinoidea; Comatulida; Comatulidae. Bases 273 to 1244 code for a protein of 323 amino acids. The record is from RefSeq and is a predicted model, not a curated record.
UAAUAAAUUAUGGCUCAAGCUCAAGCAGCCCUCUUCGCUGACGCGAUGUUUUGAUAAAUUUUUGUUUGGUUUGUUUUGAGAGGGAGUGCUCAUCAAAAAGGAACGAAUUAUUAUUGUAAAAUAUUAAUUGAGUAAUACAUUAUGAUGUUUAUGCUCUAAACAACUGCGUCUAUGGCCUAGACCUCCUGUUGCCAUCAAAUUUAAAUUAAAUACUGCUACAGUACUACAGUACUCUACUGCUGGUAAGGAAAUCUGACAUUCAAGAAUUAAAAAUGCUGAAACGUCUUUCCAAGCGGUUGUCGUCUGCAUUGUUUCAAGCAAAUGAUGAUGCUAAUGUCAGCCAAAUACCUGUUGAGAUGCAUGCAAAAGUUUCUCUAUUAAUUUUACCUGAUAAAACAUUGAAGAUACCUGUGCCUGGACCAACAACGACUGUUGAAAAAGUUCUUGUAAACGCUUGCAAAAGCUUGGGUAUUCACCAACACCUGGCAAAGUACUUUGGCCUUUUUCAAGAAUCUGCAAAUUCAUUUAGGAAACUUAAAAAUAUUGAAUAUAUCUCAUCGGAAACCAAAGGUUUGACUCUAAGAAAAUGGUGCUUUGAUCUUGAAGAUGAAAAAAUUCUUAUGGAAAUAGAGGGCGCUCUACUCCUUUUAUAUCAUGAAGCCAAACAAGAUGUGGCUACUGGAAGGUUGCUGCCAGAUGACGAAACAAAGGCUAAACUUGAUGAAUUAGUAGCCCCUACAUCUGAGACUUACACUAAGUAUGUAAGUAUAUGUCAGGAUAUUGAAGAUUACUUUGCUGUGGAAAUCAAAAGUUGUUACCUCAGCCAAGAUUUCAAGAUUAAAUCCUUCCAGCUUAGCCGAGGUGUAAAGUAUUCUAUAGUUCUGUUUGUUAGAGGCCUGAAAUUGCGUGUCGACAAAACAGAUUUCCUGAUAUCAUGGCGAAAAGUAUCCAGUUGGUCCUGUGUAGAAGAUGAUAGACGAAUACAAUUUGAAGUUUACUCACCGACUGAGAAUAAUUACAGAAUACUGGCAAUAGAGACUGCUGAUGCUGAUUACAUGUUGACUGUUGUCAUGGAACUGAUAAGGAAUUUACAGAAUGAACUAGACGGUCCGAUGUUUGAGACCUCGGAUCUGACCAUGGACUCGAGCGGCAAGGUAGUGAAGUGGAGUAAUGUGCUGUUUGCUACACGCCGCUUCAACGCAGAGGAUGAGCUAGCGAGCAAGUGCGAAGACCUCACAAGUUAGGCUAUGUGCACUGUACCCACCACACCCCAGUCUCAGCAGUGGUGUACCCUUCCCACCCCCAAAAAAAAGUGUACUUUAGCUUUUGGGUGCAGAAAUGGUCCUUAACGGGUCUAUAUUGGUGAAAACAGGGAUAACUACCUCAGCUUCUCAAACCCUAAUGUGGGCAAUGAAGAUGCAAAAUGCGAAAAACCUAAAGAUGGCCAUAUUAGGCAGGGAUUCCAUAAAAUUGCUACAGCAAUUGUUACACUACAUGACUGUCUCCGAUGCCAAAUUCACUAAACAUAAUCAACUUCUCAACAAUCAUUUAUACUUGAUUACCUUAAAGGUAUCCCGAGCCUAGCAAUCAUGGGCUAGAGGUUUUCUAUUUUCUAGGCCCUCUGCCAAGUAGAUUACCCAAAGCAUUUACUUCAAAUCCCUACCAACAGGCAAUAGGGUAUAGCAAUUUUAUGGAAGACAGUCUAUACACAGAACUAACCUUGAUGCCAUUUAGAAGGUGCACAUGCAUGAAAACAUGACAAAUAUCUAACAUUUGUAAAAAGAUACACGAUAAACAUGUUUCAAGCUAUUAUAAAGUUCACAUGCUAUUUUAGUGGUUGUAUUUCUUUUUUCAUCAUCUAAAAUAUUGAUUAUUAUUGUAUGAAAUAUAAUAUUAAUGAUGUAUUGUCCCAUGCUAAAUACCAAAAAAACAUUUAAAAAUUUUUUUUAAAAUUAACUUG